AUGAAAACGCUGAAAAUUCCCAAUAUGAAUAAAAGUAAACAUAUUCAUAUGGAAUUUAUAAGAAAAUUUUUAUUACUCGCUGGUAUAUGGCCAAUAGACACCACUGGCUUCAAACUUUUUCUUUACAAUGCUUAUUUUUACGUCACGUUUACUUUUUACGUACUAAAUGUGGGUACCAUUUACAUAACGGCUAAGCAGGUUGCAACGACUGGGAAACCGACUGAAAUUACCAAUUACAUAUCGAACGCUGUCUUUGCUACGUUAUUGGUUUAUAAAGCAUUGGUAUAUAGAUCUUCGGGAGUUAAGAAGAUAUUAGAACACAUUAAAACAGCCGAGGAAAAAAUUUUAAACAUUGAAGAUGAAACAGUUAAACUAAUUUAUAGAAAAAAUGUCGAUUCUACUGAUUUUUUCGCAAAAAUCUAUAUUUAUCAAGGGAUAGUAAGUUCUUUUUCUGCCCAAAUAUUUCCACUGAUAUGCACAUUGAUGAGUACUGCAAACGAAGACGGUAUAAAACAAAAGUACUACAUCGUAGCCAACUGGGUGCCAUUCGACAAAUACGAAUAUUAUUACACAACUUAUGUUAUCCAAUUUAUUUUCACCAUUUACGCAGAAAUGUAUAUCAUCUUCUGCGGAACUUUCUUUCUGUCUAUUCUCAACAACAUAUUUGGACAAAUAUUAGUACUAGAAGAUAAUAUCAAUAAGAUUUACGGAAAAGCUAAAAUCCAGUGCGAAAAUGACAGAAACGAAUUCAAGCAAGCAUGCAAUUACUUUGCGAAGCAGUGUAUUCAAGAACACCAAAAUAUUAUUAGCUUAGUUCAACAACUUGAUGAAACAUUUCAGAAUUAUAUCUUCGUAGAUUAUAUUUUUACAUCUUUCGGUUUAUCUAUAGUUGUUCUACAAUUUUUACUAGUGAGUAUUUUUUUAAUGAAACGAAAUAAUUAUUAAUAACGAAUUUAAUCAUAGGAAGAAACUCUACAAAUGAAAAUAGCAGCAAUUGGAUUUUUCCUAGCGUUCGCUUCACAAUCACUUAUAAUUUAUUAUAACGCUGACAUUGUAGCAAUAGAAAGUAGCCAUGGUCUUUCUUUAGCGAUAUUUCGAAGUGAUUGGUUUCAACUAGAUUCGAGCGCCAUACACAUGCUGCAAAUCGUUAUCGUGAGAGCUCAAAAACCACUCACGCUCUCUAUUGGACCUUUUAAAAAAGUUGGCGUCGAAUCUAUGAUCGCUUUAUUCAAAGCGACAUAUUCUUUUUUGUCAGUUAUGUGGUAA
Molecule: messenger RNA, 1266 nt
Organism: Diorhabda sublineata
Lineage: Eukaryota; Metazoa; Arthropoda; Insecta; Coleoptera; Chrysomelidae
Product: odorant receptor 30a-like
Exons: 6
Biological process (GO): detection of chemical stimulus involved in sensory perception of smell; sensory perception of smell
Cellular component (GO): plasma membrane
Molecular function (GO): odorant binding; olfactory receptor activity
Source: RefSeq, a predicted model, not a curated record